AUGGAGGCCCUGUCAACGAAACCAAAAACCAAGAACGUCAUCACAACCAUCGUCCGAUCACGACGGUUCCGAGUCCUGACCCUCGUCGCCUUAGCAUUCUACUGUGUCUUUUACAUCGCUACAAUCUACCGCUCAGGAGCUGAUAGCACCGGAUUAUUAACAGGAGGGGGGAAAUCGUUAACGCAACAGGGACAUUCGGGACACGCCGUUGUCGACGGAGAGGGGGAGCCUAUGAUGGUGGAUGAUGACCAAGAUGUGCCGGAGACGCCGAUUGUGACUCUUGAGCAUCGUAUCCAAGGGUUGAUUGAUCAGAACCGUGUCAUGGUCUUUUCCAAGACCUACUGCCCAUUCUCUGCUGCUGCAAAGAAGCUGCUCAAGACAUAUACCAACGACUUUGGACUACUAGAAGUCGACCUCGAACCAAAGGGAGAUGAUAUCAAGAAGAUUUUGACAAAGAUUACGCAUGGACACUCGACGUUUCCUUCCAUUUUCUUCGCGGGCGAGUCGAUUGGUGGACGGGAUAAGUUGCAGGCGAUUGAGGAUAGGCACGACCUCCGGGGUCGUCUUGACGCGCUUGGCGUCAAGAUGCUCCAGUAA
This is a messenger RNA of Linnemannia hyalina, 597 nucleotides long. Lineage: Eukaryota; Fungi; Mortierellomycota; Mortierellomycetes; Mortierellales; Mortierellaceae. The record is from the annotation of a GenBank genome assembly.